Hevea brasiliensis (rubber tree) is the source of this 1741-nucleotide messenger RNA. Its product is annotated as GDSL esterase/lipase At1g54790. Gene Ontology annotation, molecular function: hydrolase activity, acting on ester bonds. Bases 425 to 1609 code for a protein of 394 amino acids. Lineage: Eukaryota; Viridiplantae; Streptophyta; Magnoliopsida; Malpighiales; Euphorbiaceae. The transcript is spliced from 5 exons. The record is from RefSeq and is a predicted model, not a curated record.
AGGUUGGCGUGAAGGACACCAUCUACCUAUUUCUAAAUCAACUUGCCAAGACUGGAAUGCCAUAGAAUUAGAACUCAACCCUGAAGCCUCACCACUUGCUGGCAUAUUUUCUCUGUUCAAAAAGAAUUAUUAGAAAAUAUUUUCACCCGAUGAAAGUUCAUUUUUAGCAUCGUUUCCAAACGUGUCAGGUUGAUGACUUAAAUAUAUCUGCCUGUCUCUAUGGCAUGAUUUCUUGGACAUAUAGCUGUUUGUAAUUAAUUUUAAGCAUCUAUAUAUAAGUCGAAGCCAAGAUUCGAGUCAUCUACGUUUUCUUAUUACUGCUUAUUUCAACGUGCAAGGCAAAAGCAUCCCUGACAUAACUUUGGCUUUGCUUUACAGCCACUUCAGGGAAAUUUUAUUUAGAUGCUCCUGGCUCCUAAGCUAGAUGGUUUUCAUUCAAUUAACCAUGGCUCAUGAACUCUAUACUCUGCAGAUACUAGCCUUAAUCUUUUCAUUUGCGCCGGCUGUUAGUCCCUUGAGUUUUAGCUAUCCUGCAGUUUUUAACUUCGGUGAUUCAAAUUCAGACACUGGUGGUCUGGUUGCCGGAGUGGCUUUUCCAGUAGGACCUCCCAAUGGACAAACCUACUUCCAGGAGCCGGCAGGGCGGUUUUGCGACGGCCGCUUGAUUAUCGAUUUUCUGAUGGAUGCGAUGGACCGUCCAUUUCUGAGUCCAUAUCUGGAUUCUGUAGGUGCCCCUAACUUCCAAACGGGGUGUAAUUUUGCAACUGGAGGAUCUACUGUACUUCCAGCAAAUGCAAAUUCCAGAAGUCCAUUUUCAUUUGGAAUUCAGGUGGCUCAAUUUAUCAGAUUCAAAGCUCGGGUUCUUGAAUUACUAGCUAAAGGAGAGAAAUUUCAGAAGUAUCUCCCCCCAGAAAAUUACAUCAAGCAAGGCCUUUACAUGUUUGAUGUGGGUCAGAAUGAUCUCGACGGUGCAUUGUACUCGAAAUCAGUGGACCAAAUGCUAGCUUAUAUUCCCAAAAUCUUGUCAGAGUUUGAGACUGGAAUUCAGAGAUUAUAUAACGAGGGUGCCAGGAAUUUCUGGAUUCAUAGCACAGGACCACUUGGCUGCUUACCCAGAAUUAUUGCAACAUUUGGGAAAACCGCAUCAAAGCUCGACCAGAUUGGAUGUGUUAACUCACACAACCGAGUAGCAAAAGCUUUCAACAAACAGUUACAUGAUCUUUGUACAGAGUUUCGAGCACAAUUUCCUGAUGCUAGUGUCACUUAUGUGGACAUUUUCUCAAUAAAGUGGAACCUCAUUUCAAAUUUUUCUCAGUAUGGCUUCAAACAGGCUUUAGCAGCCUGCUGUGGAUAUGGUGGGCCGCCAUUAAAUUUUGACAACAGGAUUGCUUGUGGUGAAACCAAGAAUUUGAAUGGUAGCACAGUGACUGCAAACCCUUGCAGCAAUACUGCUGAAUACGUGAAUUGGGAUGGAAACCAUUAUACAGAAGCAGCAAACCGAUAUGUUUCAGACCAAAUUCUAUCAGGAAAUUACUCUGACCCACCUCUAACAGUAAACAGGCCAUUUAAUUACAAACCAAAGUUCAUUAACUACAAAAUGUUGUACUAACUGUUCUUUGGUUUCCUUAAAUUUUUAUGCCAAAUGACUGCCAAUAUCGUACUAGUUCCGUUGAGAUUGGUUGGGUCAUUGCUUAGGAGGACACAUUAUUAAUGACAAAAAAGAGAAGAUUUCUCAUGUUAA